Messenger RNA from Polypterus senegalus (gray bichir), 4598 nucleotides. RefSeq names its product leucine rich repeat containing 53 (gene lrrc53). The record is from RefSeq and is a predicted model, not a curated record. Gene Ontology annotation, molecular function: protein binding. Bases 216 to 4172 code for a protein of 1318 amino acids. Lineage: Eukaryota; Metazoa; Chordata; Cladistia; Polypteriformes; Polypteridae. The transcript is spliced from 6 exons.
AUCUCCAAAAACACAUCUUGCUUGGUUGUGGUCUCAUUAAGCCGGAGGAGUUCCUGGAGCAUGAAGACAUGCGUCUAAUGUAACUGAUCCACAGCAAUUCAGCAUGUGGAUUUAUUAUUUCAAAAAUGAAAACAUGUGCCUGCUGUCCUAUAUACGUCAACAAAAAGAAGACAGAUCAAUGCUGUGAAAAGAGAUUCUUCAGUCUACAAUGAAAAAUGAACAGUGUUUUGAUUGCACUGUUAAUUCUCCCUGCAAGUGCUCAGUCAGCAAGGAUCUGUCCGGACACCUGUGUCGUCUGCUCAGAGGAAGUGGUCAUUUGUCAGAAACUCCUGGACAUCAUAGAUGUUCCUGGUAACAACAAAGCCAUCAUUUUCACUGACGGGUUUAUUAAUUCCAUCAAUUUUUCAAAUCUUUCCUACCUUUCCAACAUCACACUACUUGGGCUCAGCAACAACAAUAUAAUGCAAAUUGAGGACAAUGCCUUUCAGAAUUUUAAUAACUUGAGAACAUUGCUUUUGGAUCACAAUCUUAUCCCAAGCUCUGCCAUAUUGGAUACCACCUUCUCCAGCCUUAGCAGCUUGGAAAUUCUGCAUCUGAGUAACAACGCUUUACAAAGUGUCAGUGGACGCUGGUUUAAAAACAUGAGGAAUUUGACAACUUUACAGUUAGAAGGCAACCAAAUCACAAGACUGGACAAUAACAGUUUUGCAGAUUCCAACCUUCAAAAUCUUAAGAAUCUGGAUUUGUCCAAUAAUCUUAUCAGGUUCAUUGGCAAAGAUGCUUUUGUGGGACUUCGUCAACUCAACCACUUAGACUUAUCCAGGAACAGCCUCUCUGCCAUGCCUGAUGCUUUUUCUUACCUUUCUUGGCUGUCAUUUCUUAACCUGGAUAUGAAUCAUUGGAACUGUACCUGUGAAUUAAAGGAGCUUUCUGAGUUUCUCCGAAGCUAUCUCAAAAAUCCAAAUAAGAUCCUUUACAAUGGGAAGCAACUGAUCUGUGAGAACGUUAAGAACCCAGCAGGGCAGACCAUACUUCAGCUGACUGAUGCUAACUGUGUAGCAGCCAAUCAAAACAUCACCAUCAUCAUACAAAGGAAAAUCCAGGAGAACUAUGUGAGGGACAUCAUUCUGGUGGCAACAUUUUGUUUCUCAGGAGCUCUGGGAUUAAUGUUUCUUAUUUUCAUUUUCCUGAACUAUAAAGCCAAGCGCAGGAAAGGCAGGUGGCUUGCACUGAACGGACGCUUGCAUGAGAAUGAGGAAAGUUAUGAAUCAUCUAAAGCAACACCUGACUGCACAUUUACUGAGGAGAAUGGAGUACAAAUUUUGUCUAUAAUGCACCCUGGAAAUGAAGCUCCACUUUUGCAACAAAAUGGUGUGGGAGCCAUGACAAGAAAAGCUCAAGACUCACAGAAAGGUGAUGGCAACAGUCCUACAAGAUAUCACCAUGCACAGAAUAUACCAGUAACAGAAAAGAAAAGAUAUUUUGCCUGUUUUAACUGUAGAUCGGUACAGUCUGUCUCAAAUGGGAGUAGGGCACUUGAUAAAUGGGAUUCUGUCGUUUCAAGAAGUGUCCCUCAAGUGACAACAAUGCCCAUUAAACCAAGGGAGUUGGCCCCAUGGGCACAUCCAGAGAGAAGCAUGCCUCAGUCUAUCCUAAAGGGUAACGAAGAUUACAGAACCAAAGAGCUGUCUAGAUGGAGAAGAACAACAGGUCACAAUGAUUGCCCUUGUCAAACUAAGAACUUUACAAUGUUUGAAAAAGAAGAAAGCCCUGUGUACACAACACCUCUUACAUGUGUACAAGAAUUGUCCAGUAAAGGAGAUGUCAGUUGUGCACAAACAGAUCUUCAUAGCAACCAUUUUACAGAUGAAGAAAAUAUUUACUUACUGCCAGACUACCUCACUAUUGAUUGCUUUCAUUGUAAUACAACUUACAAAUACAGCAGGCAAGGGAGUAAUGAGGAGAGGAGUAGGCCACAAACAGCAGGCAAAAGGCCCAGAAACCACUCCUCUAGAGGGACUACAGGAAUGAACAGCAGCACAACAGAAGAGAAAGUUUAUAGAAAAUCAACUGGAGAUGAAUAUCAUGAGAGGGAAACAACUGAAAACCCCUCUGAGUUACGAAGAGUAAAGUUAACUCAGGCACAAAAGAGUGUCUCCUUUAAUUUACCCGAUUCAGUAAAUGAAUGCCUGAAUUCUCCUAAAAGUAAAAGAAGGAAAAGCAGCACACAUGACAGCACAAAGUUUAAGCAGCCCAUUGGUAAAACAAAAGGAAUGAGCGAGGAAGUGGAGAGAGGUGUUUCAUAUUCAAAAGCCACUAAAGCAGAGAAAAAAUUUUACUCGUCCACUCAGCUUACAUUAAAACCCAAAGCCUGUUUAGAUGGUUUACUGAAAGUCAAGAUCAAUUUAGACCCUUUCAGACGAAACAAAGUUUAUCCAGUUCAAGAAAUGUGGAUUGAGGAGAAGCCCAUCCUUCGAGAGAGUAUGGACCAUGAUCAGAUAAAAUCAAGGAAAAAGGCCAAAACAAAACAAGUUCAAGAAAUGUGUGAAGAGGAGAAGGUCACUCUUGAAGAGAGUGUGGACCAAGAUCAUAUAAAAUCAGGGAAAAAGGCCAAAACAAAACAAGUUCAAGAAAUGUGUGAAGAGGACAAGGUCACUCUUGAAGAGAGUAUGGACCAUGAUCAGAUAAAAUCAAGGAAAAAGGCCAAAACAAAACAAGUUCAAAAAAUGUGUGAAGAGGAGAAGGUCACUCUUGAAGAGAGUGUGGACCAAGAUCAUAUAAAAUCAGGGAAAAAGGCCAAAACAAAAAAGCUAAAAGAGAAGUCAGCAACAACUGAGUGCGCUAUACCUGUUCUAGAUCAAUCAGCUGCACUGGAUGCCCCAGACAUUAGAUCAACUGGGAAGAUGAAAUCCAAAUCAAAAACUGAAAGACCUAAAACUGUGAAGGAUAAACACAAAAGUGAACCUGAUCAAACAUCAAAGAAUAUUAAAGACGAGGUAAUGUCGCCAAGCCUCCUGCAGAGCAGCAAUUCUCUGCAAGAAGAGCUGCACAGUAAAAGCAUCAGUAAGAAAGCCUUGAAGCAGAGUGAGAAUGCCAGAGACAAUAUUACAGAAAUCACAAGCCAUGUAUCUACAGAACCCAAUGUGAACAAGCUCCCAGUAAACACAGAAGGAAGGACCGACAAGCAAAAUUCAAUAGAAUUUAUCACACAAAGCCCAGAGACCAAAAACACUGAGCAUCUAUCAAGUGAACAAUCCUCAGAUGCUGAUCACAGAUAUCAAAAAGACACCACCGAUAUAUCAGAUUCUGAUAAACCUAAGAGCAAUGAAAGACUGCAAAUAAUCCAUGAGACAAAGGAGCACAUAGGAGAAGGUGCUUCUGUAAAUGUUGACUGUGAGGUAUUAAAUGACAUUUUUCCACCCCAAGAUCUGCCCUCAGCAGAUGCUAAUACAAUGGCGGAGCAGCAUGAAAACAAUGAAAGCCAGAAAGCUGAAACUCCAGAGCAUAAAAUAGCUGUGGACUCAGAGGACUGCCAGACUGACCCAUCUCCAGAAGACAUUGCACCACAGCUGUCAACACAUCUUGAAGACAGUACAGAGAUGGCAGAGCUCCCCAAAUUGGACAAGACACAAACACAGGAUGACAUUUCAGAAAAUACUCCUAAUGAGAGCAUUACUGUAACAGAAGAAGAACCAGCAAAUGAGGUAGAGGAUGCAAAACCAGAAGACCCCACUGGAGCUGCAGAGCCGUGUAACAUAAAUGCACUUGAAAAUCCAGUUAAUGGCCACAUAGCCCAAACCUUGUUAUCGGUUACUCUGGACUCGGGAACAUCUCAGACUCAGCCCGAACUGGAAAUUAUUGCUACAACUGAGGAACAUGUAAACAAGGAAAACCUUUCAAACAAUAACAGCACUAAGUCCUUACUUGGCCUGUCGACCCAAGGUGACACCAGCAAUACAAAAGGCUUUCAGGCAGAAACACCUAAAGUGCUCCUUAUUCCAAAAGUGGCAUCUGAAAAAUCUGCCACUGAUUCUGUUUUGUCAGGUGUUGGCAUCCUACAAGAAAUCGACAUGGCGUCUGGAGACAGCAGUCAGAAGAAGAAAAUAUGUUUGGUUCUUCCUGAACAGUCAAAUAUCAAGUCACAGCACACACUCAACAAGAAGAUACGAUAGCCCUUGAUCAGCAAACUGUAACGUAGCUGGUUAGUUAGUUCAGAAAGCCACACAUGCCAAGAACUUCAUCCAUUUUGCAAAGUCACUUUGUCUAGUAUAGUGUCAUAAGGAGCUGAAGCCUACGUAGACAGCACCAGAUACAAAACAGCAGGCAAACCUGGAAGCAAUACCACUCUGUUGCAAAUCACAAAUCAGUCUAAGCACAGUGGCAGGAAUCCAUUAUGAGCAUGAAGAGAAUAAGGAAACUCAUUAAGAAGACACCCAGAUGGGAGUUAAAUUAGGGGCCACGAACUGAAAGAUAGCAACAUCACCUGCUGCAUCAUCAUAUGGGACAGCCAUCCAAGAAAACCAAUUCAAGUAAAAGAUGGAAGUUACAGGAAAGCUUUUUUCAGUCUACAGGACUAAAUAUGUUAAAGAUUCUCUAAU